CGACCACGGGGAAAGCUCACUCGCACCCCAGUAGCCAGUAGCGGUGGUAGUCGAGGGUGGCAUUGCUUGCCGAACGGAGAACGAGCAGGAGCUUUCUUUCUCUCUUUCUGUCGCCGUCAUCUCUUUCUUUCUCUCUCAUUCUCUCUCUCUCUCUCUCUCUCUCCCCCUUUUUCCUCUCACCUGUCUACCUAUUUAUCUAUUUCUCUCGAGGACCUGUCGCAUCACACCUGUCGCACCGGACCUGUGAAGCAAAUACGAGUGAACCAAGCAGCGUCGUGAACAUGAGGUCCUGCUUGCUGUGGCUGUCCCUCCUCCUGUUGGUCGUCCUGGCCGACAGGAGCUUCGCCAGCCCUUACUUCGACGAGGAGGACGACGGUCUCCAGACUGGCGGCGACUCGGAUUAUACAGACAACGAUCUGGAGAAUCUGAUGCGCGCGGCGCAGCAAAAACGUACCUCGUUGAUAUACCUGUUUAGGCGGGCCUGCAUAAGACGCGGCAGCAACUGCGACCACCGGCCGAAGGACUGCUGCUAUAGCUCCAGCUGCCGCUGCAACCUCUGGGGCUCCAAUUGUCGGUGUCAACGGAUGGGUCUCUUCCAGAAGUGGGGCUAAGUCGUGUCCCACUAAGCCCCCGUCCGACUUGCAGCCCUCGUCCCCUUUUUCUUCUCUUUCCUUGGUCAUCCUACCCUCGAUUGUUGGUCUUUUACUUCUCUCUCUCUCUCCCUCUCUCUCUCUCUCUCUCUCUCUUUCCCUCUCCCUCCUCUCCUUUCUCGUUCCCUCCUCCUGCGACGAAUGUCUUCCCUCGAGCACUUGGACGUUCCUGCCGUGUGACUUCAGCCGGUGCAUCUAUGUCCCGUGGGUACACCAACGACGUUCCCGCCGCUUGCGACUUGCAUUCUCGACUCAAGACAAAGGCCUCGAUGAUAAUACGCUUCGACAAUCUCCCCUCGCGCGUGUCUCAAGUCCUCCCUCGGUAGGAAGAGGGAGAGAGGGGGGAGGGUAUACACAUACUGCUAAGAGACUACUCGUUUUUCGUCGAUCGAUUUUCGUCGAUUGUUUGUCUAUUAUUCGCAAGGCGAGAGAAACCUCUCCGUGUGCGACUCUCGUCCUUUUUCGUUCCCCUUUUCUCCCGUUAAACGGCGAUGAAGUCUCUUUACUCCAGUUUCUCGACGCGAUCCUUCACGACUACUACUACCUCUCUCUCGUGAUACUCGAUAUUCGGGAUCCGCUGCACCGACCAACUCGGUUAGCACCCGGCCGACGACGAAUCCUGUCCCUUCCUGGGUCCCGUAGCUCCGGUUACGGGAGGGAGGGGGGAAGGAGAUGGGAGGAAGUGAACAGUCGAUUAGAGCGAUUACCGAGUGCAGCGGCCGAUCAUCGUGCUGAUUGAACGGCGAUUUUUCGCCGGGGAUUAUUCAACACGCGCGUCAAAAUGUAACGGCCGAGGCUUUCGCGCGAUCCGUCACGUUCGUUACCACAUCCUUUUAUUUCUCCCCCCCCCCUGCCGACAUUUCCCUCCUCGAGCGCCUUCUUGGGUUUUUUUCUCCCCUGGGUCGUUUCAUCUUCGUCAACGAAGGUCGUCGUUGAGCCGGGAGCCGGAGACGGCGAACACACACAUAGACACGCACACACACACACACACACACACACAUACAUACACACACAUACACACAUGUAUGCGCGCUCGGAGGAUCUCGAU
Messenger RNA from Harpegnathos saltator (Jerdon's jumping ant), 1698 nucleotides. Its product is annotated as U8-agatoxin-Ao1a. Gene Ontology annotation, cellular component: extracellular region. NCBI's taxonomy places the organism in Eukaryota, Metazoa, Arthropoda, Insecta, Hymenoptera, Formicidae. The coding region runs from base 282 to 611 and encodes 109 amino acids. Gene Ontology annotation, molecular function: ion channel inhibitor activity. The transcript is spliced from 3 exons. The record is from RefSeq and is a predicted model, not a curated record.